Salarias fasciatus (jewelled blenny) is the source of this 8744-nucleotide messenger RNA. It is a transcript of the gene fn1a, whose product is annotated as fibronectin 1a. The record is from RefSeq and is a predicted model, not a curated record. Gene Ontology annotation, biological process: cell-substrate junction assembly; cell-matrix adhesion; nervous system development. The transcript has 49 exons. Gene Ontology annotation, cellular component: extracellular region. Lineage: Eukaryota; Metazoa; Chordata; Actinopteri; Blenniiformes; Blenniidae. Bases 167 to 7684 code for a protein of 2505 amino acids. Gene Ontology annotation, molecular function: integrin binding; extracellular matrix structural constituent; proteoglycan binding.
GGCCGCGGACUGCAGGCGGACGGAGGCGCACGGAAGGAGGGCUGAGCGGCACCGGCACCGGCACGGACACGAUCCUCUCGCGCUCGGACUUACAGGAGGCUACCCGUGGCCCCCCACCAGAUUUAUUCCCCCGCUCUAACCCGAGUGUCUUGGCUUUGUGAGGACCAUGUCCGGCAGCACCGUGGCCAGGGUGCUGGUGGCGCUGUGCAUCGGGAGCGCAGUGAACUGCAUGCCCAAGGGGACGCACAGGACCCGGCGGCAGGGCCAGCAGCAUCACGUCUCCUCCGUCUCCCAAGAGGGUUGCCUAGAGAACGGUAACUUCUACGGCCUUAAUGACCAGUGGGAACGGCCGUUUUUGGGCAACACCCUGAUCUGUACCUGCCACGGAGUUGCAGGAAUCAAGUGCAAAAGCAAGCCCGAAGAUGAGGAAAAGUGCUUCGACAAAAUCAACCAGCAGUCCUACAGUGUGGGUGAAACCUACGAGAGACCCAAGGAUGGCAUGAUCUGGGACUGUACCUGCAUCGGAUCGGGGAGGGGCAAGAUCAGCUGCACCAUUGCCAACCGCUGCCAUGAAGGUGGGGCUUCGUAUAAGAUUGGUGACACCUGGAGGAGACCCCACGAGACGGGAGGCUACAUGCUGGAGUGCGUCUGCCUGGGAAAUGGAAAGGGAGAGUGGACCUGCAAACCUGUCGCUGAGAGGUGCUACGACAACUCGGCGGGAACGUCGUAUGUUGUUGGUGAGACCUGGGAGAAGCCGUACCAGGGCUGGAUGGUCGUGGACUGCACCUGUUUGGGAGAGGGAAGCGGACGCAUCACCUGCACCUCCAGAAAUCGCUGCAAUGACCAAGAUACCCUGUCCUCCUACCGCAUUGGAGACACUUGGACCAAGACGGACGCCCGCGGACACCUGCUGCAGUGCCUGUGCACCGGGAACGGCCGAGGGGAGUGGAAGUGCGAGCGACACGCCUCACUUCACACCACGGGCUUGGGCACUGGCUCUCGCGUGAUCACCAACAUCCAGCCUGCCAUCUACCAGCCCGCCGGCGUACCCGAGCUUGCACAGGAGGGACCCUGUAAGACCGAGACGGGGUUGUCCUACUUCGUCGGCCAGCGCUGGAUCAAAACCCAGGGACAGAAGCAGAUGAUCUGCACUUGCCUUGGCAGCGGAGUCAGCUGCGACCAAUGGGAUGGACCAGCUCCAGUGUAUGGGGGCAACUCCGGAGGGCAGCCCUGUGUGUUCCCGUUUGUCCACAAAGGCAAAACCUACCACUCCUGCACCUCUGAUGGACGGAGCGACGGGCAGCUCUGGUGUUCCACCUCUUCUGAUUUCGAGACCGAUCAGAAGUAUUCUUUCUGCACAGAGCAGAACGCGGUUGUGGUUACUCGUGGUGGUAAUUCUAAUGGCGCUCUGUGCCAGUUCCCCUACCUCUAUAACGGUCGAAACUACACCGACUGUACCGCGGAUGGACGGCGGGACGGCAUGAAGUGGUGCGGCACAACCACAAACUAUGAUGGAGAGCAGCGCUUCGGUUUCUGUCCCAUGGCCGCCCACGAAGAAGUGUGCACAACUAGUGAGAUGGUGAUGUACCGUGUCGGCGACCAGUGGGACAAACGACAUGACGUCUUGGGUCACAUGAUGAGGUGUACCUGCGUCGGCAACGGCAGAGGAGAGUGGAGCUGUGUUGCUUAUUCCCAGCUUAAAGACCAGUGUAGCGUGGACGGCCUGACCUACGAGGUCAACCAGACCUUCACCAAGCAGCACGACGAGGGAUACAUGAUGAACUGCACCUGCUUCGGGCAGGGGCGGGGCCGCUGGAAGUGUGACGCCAUUGAUCAGUGCCAGGAGCCGGAGACCAGAGCUUUCUACCAGAUUGGGGAGUCUUGGGAUAAAGUCAUCAAUGGGAUCAUGUACAAGUGCUAUUGCUAUGGAAACGGUGUGGGAGAGCUCAGCUGUGAGCCCCAGCAGUCAUACCCUGGCGGACAUCGUCCGGUCCAGGUGAUCAUAACAGAGUCAGGAAACCAGCCCAACUCCCACCCGAUUCAGUGGAACGCCCCUCCGUCUGCCCACAUCACCCAGUACAUCCUCAAAUGGAAAGUGAAACACACGUCCAACCCCUGGAGGGAGGUGGUGAUCCCCGGCCAUCUCAACUCCUACACCAUCUCCGGCCUGAAGCCAGGCAUCACCUACGAGGGUCAGCUCAUCAGCGUGCUGCGGUUUGGACGCAGAGAGGUCACCCGUUUUGACUUCACCACCAACCACGGCUCAUUGGCGACAACUCAGGGCGAGACCACCAUGCUUCCUCCUGUGAUCGACAUCUCCGAGUCGGUGACUGAGAUCACCUCCAGUAGCUUCGUCGUCUCCUGGGUCUCUGCCUCCGACACGGUUUCCGGCUUCAGGGUGGAGUACGAGCUCACUGAGCAUGGCCAGACCACCGGGCAGCCCGUGGUGCUGGACCUGCCUCGUUCAACUACCUCAGUCAACAUUAAUGAACUUCUGCCUGGAAGGAAAUACACUGUUAAUGUGUAUGAGGUGACAGACAGUGGAGAAGACAACCUCAUUCUGACAACUUCACAAACAACCGCACCCGACGCUCCCAAGGAGCAUGAAGUGGAGGACGUAGGAGACACUUCCAUCGUGAUUACCUGGGAAAAACCACUGGCCCCCAUCACUGGCUAUCGAGUCGUCUACACGCCGUCAGUGGAAGGCGAGAGCACCGAGCUGAGUCUCCCCGACACCGCCACGUCGGUGACCCUGAGCGACCUCCUGCCUGGGAAGAUGUACAACAUCAGCAUCUACGCUGUGGAGGACAGUCUGGAGAGCGAGCCCAUUUUCGUCCAGGUCAACACCUCCGGAGAUCCGCUGCCAGAUGAAGUCACUUCUCCCACCGACCUGCAGUUCUUUGAAGUGUCCGACAAAAAGAUCGUCCUGACCUGGUCCGGCCCGCCCGGUUCCGUCUCUGGUUACCGGGUCACGGUGGUCCCUGUGGAAGAGUCGGGCUCUCCGCAGAGGGAGAUGACUCUGCCCGUCAGUCAGAACUCCUACAUUGAGGUGACGCACCUGCAGCCCGGCACGCUGUACCGCUUCAGCGUCUACACCAUUCACAACGGAGAGGAGAGCUUACCGCUCAUUGGGGAACAAACUACUAAGCCAGAUGCCCCCACCGACAUCCACUUUUCCAACAUCACCGAGGACAGUGCAGUGAUUCUGUGGUACGCGCCUCGCGCCAAAAUCACCGGCUACCGCCUGUUCCUCACCGUCGAGGGCUCUAAUCCCAAGCAGCUGCGCCUGCCGGCCCGCCUCUCGCAGUACACCCUCCUCAACCUGCAGCCCGAGACCGAGUACACCGCCACUCUGCAUUCCGAGCAGGACAACACACUGAGCGAGGGGGAGACAGCCGUCUUUACUACUGGCCCAGCAAUGGGAAAUGCUCCCACUUUCAACACUGAUGUGACUGAUACCUCCAUCAUCAUCUCCUGGACUCCGGUUCCUCACAUUGGGUACAAGCUGACCGUACGGCCCAGUCAGGGCGGGGAGGCCCCCAGAGAUGUGACCUCUGACUCAGGAAGCAUCUACAUUUCUGGCCUCACUCCAGGAGUGGAGUACACCUACAGCGUGCAGCCGGUCAUUAAUGGAUAUGAGCAAGGAAAUGCAAUCACUCGCCGCAUUGUGACUCCUUUGUCUCCUCCUACUGAUCUCAACCUGGAGUCCAACCCGGGCACUGGUGAGCUGAUUGUCCACUGGAACGGAGCAAGUACACCCGACAUCACUGGCUACAAAGUGACCUGCACUCCCACCAAUGGGCAGCAAGGAAACAGCGUGGAGGAGUUUGUGGAGGCGGGAGAGAAUUCCUGCACCCUGGAGAACCUCAGUCCCGGAGUGGAGUACAAUGUCAGCGUCGUUACCGUGAAGGACGACAUGGAGAGCGUUCCUGUAUCAACGACCAUCACACCAGAGGUGCCAAAGCUGACCGACCUCAGCUUCGAGGACGUGAGCGACACCACCAUCAGCCUCCGCUGGUCACCGCUCAACACCACCACCGUCACCGGCUACCGCAUCACGGUGGUGGCGGCCGGCGAGAGCAUCCCCAUCUUCAGCGACCUGGUGCAGUCCACCACGGGCCACUACACCGUGUACGGCCUGGAGCCUGGCAUCGACUACAACAUCAGCGUGAUCACCGUGACCGAGAGCGGCGAGAGCGAGCCCACCACGCUCAUUCAGCAGACCUCCGUGCCAGCACCCACCGGCCUGGGCUUCGGUGAAGUUGGGCCCGACACUUUGAAAGUCACCUGGUUCGCUCCCAGCGUCCCAAAUCCUGCAGACAUUGACAAUUUCCUUAUUAGAUAUCACCCCAUUGACGACGAAGAUGAAAUUACAGAAACCAGCGUUGGAGGCAGCGACAGCAGCGUGGUGCUCAGGAAUUUGCUCCCGAACACGGAGUAUCUGGUGAGCGUGGUGUGUGUUUAUGAGCAGAGGGAGAGUUCCCCCGUCGUUGGAACGAAGAAAACAGCUCUGGAUUCGCCGGUCGGCCUCCGUUUCUCUGAGAUCUUCACCAACUCCUUCACCAUCCACUGGCUCGCUCCGCAGAGCAAAAUCGGCGGUUAUCGAAUCCGUUACCAGAAGGUCAGCGGCGGCAGGUCCAAGGACGAGCGGCUGCCCCCCUCCAGAAACCACUUCACCCUGACGGCCCUCACCCCCGACACCGAGUACUUGGUCAACAUCUUCGCCGUGAGCGGCACGGAAGAGAGCCAGCCACUCAGUGGGAAACAGAAGACAAUCUCCGAUGCUCCUACUGAACUGGAAGUGCUGGACUCUGCCCCCACCAGCAUCACUGUUCGUUGGACCGCCCCUCCAGUCACUGUCCGCUACUACAGGAUCACUCACGGAGAGUCUGGAGGUCACAGUAAUCCCAAGGAGUUCACAGUUCCUGGCUCCCAGUCCACAGCCACGAUCAACAACUUGAAGCCCGGUACCGACUACACCGUGACCGUCUACGCCGUGACUGGCAGAGGAGACAGCCCCGCCUCCAGCAUCCCCAUUUAUGUCACACACAAAACAGGCGUCGACUCUCCCUCUGAAAUGGAAGUGACUGACGUGAACGAUAACAGCGUCACGGUGAGGUGGAGUCCGGCUCAGGGCCCCAUCAAGGGCUACAGAGUCACCGGAGUUCCCAAAAACGGACAGGGACCGUCCUUCACUGAGGUGGUGGCUCCAGACCAGACAGAAUUCACGUUCUCGGGGCUGAUGCCGACAGUUGAAUACACUCUGAGCGUGUUCGCUGUUGGACAAGAUGGAGAAAGCACUCCACUGGUGGCGAACGCUGUAACAAAUGUUGACCGUCCCAAGGACCUGAGCUUCUCAGAUAUCGACUCCACCUCCCUGCGGAUCAGCUGGGACAGCCCCGAGGGAAUCGUCACCUCCUACCGGGUGCUUUAUUCCAGUUCGGAGGAGGGUGAGAGGGAGCUGCGCCCGGCCCCCCGCGGAGACGCCGAGUCCACCAUCAUCUACGGUCUGCAGCCCGGCACCGAGUACACCGUGAAGGUCAUCGCCUUGCACGACGGCACAUCCAGCACGCCACUGGUCGGAACUCAAGCUACAGCGAUCUCUCCUCCGUCAAACCUCCAGUUCUCCCAGGUCGGCCCGACGUCGUUCACCAUGCGCUGGGCCGUGCCGGACCAGGGGAACCGGCUGAACGCCCUCCCGGGACUCACGGGCUACCGCGUGGUGGUGAACCCCAAGAACAAGAGCGGCCCCACCAAAGAGAUCAACCUGGCCCCGGACGCCACUCAGGCGCACAUCUCGGGACUCAUGAUUGCAACUUCCUAUGAAGUCCAUGUUUACGCCCUGAAGAACUCUCUGACCAGCCGGCCAGUUAAAGGAGAAGUCACCACCCUGGAGAAUAUCAGCCCGCCCCGUCGCGUGCGCAUCUCAGACGUGAACGAUUCCUCCAUCACUCUGUCCUGGAGGUCCAAGACAGACGCCAUUUCCGGGUUCCUGGUGGAAGCCACGCCCACCACCUCCUCUUCGGGCUACGUCCCCAUUCAGAAGACCAUCGGUGCCGACUCGCGUUCAUACACUAUCACAGGUCUGGAGCCGGGCACCAAUUAUAAAAUCAACAUCUACACACUGAAAGGCAACGGGCGCAGCAUGCCGCUCACUCUCACCGCCACCACAGCCCAGCCGCUGGUCAUCCCUCCCACCAACAUUCGCUUCACCUCCCUGAAUCCGACCAGCAUUUCCUUCAUGUGGGAGCCAUCCCGCAGUCCGCGGGUCACCGGUUAUUACAUCACCUAUGAAGAAGCCGGCGGUCUGCCCCGGGAACUCAUCCCAAGACCUCACGCAGGCCAGUCCUACGCCAAUGUCGACGGUCUGAAGCCAGGAACUGAGUACGUCAUUAAGAUCGUAGCACUGCAGAACACUUUGAGAAGCACGCCUCUGGUGGGCAAAGCCAGAACACAACCGGCUACUGAUCCUCAGCUGCUGGUCCCAGAGCUCCCUCAGCUUCCUGUUCCAAAUCGCCCCACCACUGACAUCCUGGACGUCCCCGAGUCCUUCAAUGACAAGAUUUUUGACACAAAUACUGUCCACCUGGCCGGUACCGGCGGCCAGAGUCAGCCAGGCCAGCAGGGUCAGCACAUUUACACAGAGUACCAGAGCCUGGGGCCCAACAACGGAUUGCACGGACCCUUCAGUGGACCCAAGGAAGGCCAGAGGCCCACCCUGAGGGAACCCCUGGUUUACAUCCCUGCAGCCGGCCCAGACGGAAACAGAGUCCCCUUAGUCAAGGUGAGCGACGGCCCUCUGCCAGGACUCGCGUUCGGCUUCCCCGACAACGAAACGGAGUUUCCCCAAGAGGCCCAGACGAUCACCACCAUCUCCUGGCAGCCCAUCCCCCUCACCUCGGAGUACGAGGUGUCGUGCAGCCCCAUCACACAGCUGGAGGAAGGCGGCUUCCAGAUGCGUCUUCCGGGCACCUCCAACAGCGCCACGCUGAUCGGACUGACAUCCGGGGAGUCCUACAACGUGGUGGUGGAGGCCAUGAGAGGCGGGGCCAAGGAGAAGGUUCUGGAGGAAGUCGUAACCGUCGGCAAUGCCGUCCCAGGCGACAUCCCCGUUACCGCCAACCGGGACGUGUGCUUCGACACGUUCACGCAGACGUACCACGAGGUGGGCUCGGAGUGGGAGCGCAUGUCCGAGACGGGCUUCAAGCUGUGGUGCCGCUGCCUGGGGCUCGGCAGCGGCCACUUCAGGUGUGAUUCAUCCAAGUGGUGCCACGACAAUGGAAAUAACUAUCGCAUCGGAGAGAAGUGGGACCGCCAUGCUGAGAACGGUCAUAUGAUGAGUUGCACCUGUCUGGGCAACGGCAAGGGAGAGUUUAAAUGUGAACCUCAUGAGUCGACGUGUUAUGACGACGGGAAGAUGUAUCAGGUUGGAAACCAGUGGCAGAAGGAAUACCUGGGAGCCAUCUGUACCUGCACCUGCUAUGGUGGACAACAGGGCUGGCGAUGUGAGAACUGCAAAAGACCCGGAGCUCAGACCGAUGUGGACGCUGACCUCCUGCAGCCCGUCCACUCAGACGCUUUCGACCGCUACAGGGAGAAUGCUCUACGCAAACUGAACAUCCAGUGUCCGAUUGAAUGUUUGAGGCCCGAGCUGCUCGCAGACGCACUCAACGCCUCAGAUUAGAGGGAGUGAAGAAGUAAAGGAGGAGAAAGAAGUGAGGCCCCUUCCUUCUCAGCAUCAACGCCACUUCAAGAAGGAAUCUCCUCCCGCUGCCACCAAAGAAAAGGACUUUUCCAUCACAUUUGUGCCUUAAAGGGUUUCACCACAUCGAUGUGUAGUGCCUUAAAAAAAAGACUUUUCUGCUCCAAACAUCUGUUCACUCCUGAAAAUGGAGAAAGAGAAGAAUUUGACGUGUUUCUCACCGAGCACAACUUCUGCUGCUUUCUCACCUUCACCCAGCAAACCGUCUGCAAACACACACACACACACACACACACACACACACACACACACACACACACACACACACACACAAACUGCAGUCAUUUUAUGUAUUUCCAUCAUUGCUUUGGAGCUUUGUUUUAUUGCAGAACAUUCCAUCACAUUUGUUUUUCUGAACACAUUAAAUCACUGAAAAUCUCUAAAUGUAACAGAUUUUAAUUGAUCCGGUUUUUCCCAUGAUGGCUGGAACUAACAUCGAUUUCCACUGUGACCAACAUGUUUUUUAAAUACCUAAUGAAUGAUUUUGUGGGUUCCAAGACAUUUCUAAAUUCUAGCAUUGUUCUGGUAGAUUUUUAUUUUUUCCCCCAACGUAACGUGUUCUGUUUGUCUUUCACUGACAUUGUCACACAGAGAUUAGAAUGAAAUAUUCCCAAGAACGUUUUGUCAACUUUGUUGAAAGAUAGUUUUUUAAAAGUAACUUUCCUGUAAAAUGUUCAGCUACUUGUGGGGGUGAAGUUACUGUACUUUGCCUUUAUAAACUGUUGAUCUAGAUCUACACUUCACCCAUCUUUUAAGCCACUGACCAAAAAGUGUGAACUGUUACAUAAGAGAAAAAUCAAAAUUUCCCUAUAUUUUGUAUUUUUUUAAUUCAGUUCUUUUAUUUAUCCCUUUUUAUGUAGGCAUUUUGUCUGAUGCUAUUUUUGGGUGUACACUUUAUUUUUUUUUUUUAAUAGUUUUCUUUUUUUUAAUAUUGUUGGUGCCAGAACCUGAACUACUGUGGAUUGAAUCUUUUUAAUAAACU